AUGAUUGAAGACUGCGGGUGGAGCGAGGACAACAUGGCAGACAGACGGCAACUGCUUGUCGAGAUGAGGGCUCAAGAUUUGGACUCCAUUCGAUUGUCAACAUACAGGACGGCCUGCAAACUCAGAUUUGUGCAAAAGAAAUGCAAUUUGCAUUUGAUCGACAUCUGGAACAUCAUUGAGGCUUUCCGAGAGAAUGGCCUCAACACUAUGGAGUUAGACGCUGAGCUCCCUGUGACCCGCCUGGAAGUCGUGCUGUCCACAAUACUGUACCAGCUGAACAAGCGCAUGCCCACUACGCACCAGAUCAACGUAGAACACUCAAUCAGUCUGCUGCUCAACUUCCUUCUGGCAGCCUAUGACCCAGAGGGCCACGGCAAGGUUUCUGUCUUUGUUGUAAAGAUGGCCCUGGCAACAUUCUGUGGAGGGAAAAUUCUGGAUAAAUUAAGAUAUAUUUUUUCACAGAUAUCCGAUCCGGCUGGAAUCAUGGAGUAUGCGCAGUUUGACAUGUUCCUGAAGGAGAUUCUGAAGCUGCCCAUGGCAGUCUUUGAGGGGCCGUCAUUUGGCUACACGGAGCAAGCGGCCAAGAGCUGCUUCAUGCAGCAGAAAAAGGUCUCUCUCAACAUUUUCCUGGACACUUUGAUGUCAGACCCGCCUCCUCAGUGUCUCGUGUGGUUACCGCUCAUGCACCGGCUGGCUAAUGUGGAGAAUGUUUUCCACCCGGUCGAGUGCUCCUACUGCCACACUGAGAGUAUGAUGGGCUUCCGCUACCGCUGCCAGCAAUGUCAUAAUUACCAGCUCUGUCAGGACUGCUUCUGGAGGGGGCAUGCCAGUGGUUCCCAUAGCAACCAGCAUCAAAUGAAGGAGUAUACAUCAUGGAAAUCCCCUGCAAAAAAGCUAUCCCAUGCCCUUAGCAAGUCCCUGAGUUGCGCAUCCAGCAGAGAGCCUCUUCAUCCUAUGUUCCCCGAAAUGCCGGAGAAACCUCUCAACCUCGCCCAUAUUGUAGACACGUGGCCACCAAGACCAAUGAACAUCCCCAGUGAAUACUCGUUUUCCCACUCCAUGCCAACAUCAGGGAACCCGUACUCUACCAAAAAUUUGCCUUACACCAGGAGUCAUGAUAUUGCUCAACAUCUGUUGAAAGGCAGGGGGUUACACUGCAACCUAGAUGCCGUUGACAGACUUGCUGACGAGCACAUUCUGAUUGGCCUCUAUGUGAAACUGCUUCAAAACAACCCCAAGACAUGCUUGCUAGAGAGCACCAACCAUCAAGACGAGGAGCACAGCCUCAUUGCCCGCUACGCUGCUCGCUUGGCUGCAGAUGCUGCGGCGCAGCAGCACAGAGUCCCCGCAGACCUGCCGUGCUCUCUGGAUGCCAACAAACAGCAGAGGCAGCUCAUAGCUGAGCUGGAGAGUAAAAACAGAGAAAUCUUGCAGGAAAUACAGCGACUGCGUCUCCAGCAUGAGGAGGCCUCGCAGCCGCUGCCUGACAGGGGUCAGCAGAACCCCACUCUGCUGGCUGAGUUACGACUUCUCAGGCAACGGAAAGAUGAGCUUGAGCAGAGAAUGUCGAGUCUGCAGGAGAGUCGCAGGGAGCUCAUGGUGCAGCUGGAGCAGCUAAUGAUGCUUCUCAAGACUCAGGGUACUGGCUCUCCACGCUCAUCACCCAGUCACACUGUCAGCAGGCCCAUCCCUACACCUAUUCACUCAGACUCAGCUGGCACCACUCCAACUCACACACCUCAGGACUCCCUCAUGGGCGUGGGAGGCGAUGUUCAGGAGGCCUUUGCGCAGGGUCCCAGGAGAAAUUUGAGAAACGACCUCCUCAUUGCUGCUGACUCCAUUACCAACACAAUGUCAUCGCUGGUCAAAGAGCUAAAUUCAGAGGGCGGCAGCGAGACUGAGAGCACUGUGGAUUCCGAUUUGGGCCGCGGUGACAUGUUUGCAGUAACAACAACAACCUCAGAUCCCUUCCUCAGCAUGAAUUCCAGAACGGCUGUGGCAGAACAGGAGGAGGAACGUUAUGGGAAUGACCUGGAGCGGCAACUAGAGGAUGAGCUCAAGUUCGAGGAGCUCAUGAAGCACAGGCAGGAUUCAGACAAAACCUGCAUGGUGACACUGCAACAGUGA
This is a messenger RNA of Nerophis lumbriciformis (worm pipefish), 2127 nucleotides long. Lineage: Eukaryota; Metazoa; Chordata; Actinopteri; Syngnathiformes; Syngnathidae. The record is from RefSeq and is a predicted model, not a curated record.